ACGUUUUGCAGGUGUUUAUGGAUUUCCUUGUAUAGCUAAUCCUUUAUUUAAAAGUGUCUUUAAUUACUUUAAUAAUUGAGGAAAAGGGAAGUUGGCGGAGUGAUAUUGAAAAGAGGAGGAGUUAAGGAUAGCCGUUAAAGGCGAGUCCAGUUGCCUCUUCCUCAGUGUGUUCACAGAGGUUGUCAGUUCGUUUAGCUUUGGUUUGUUACGGAUUUUGUCGUGAGCCAGCCGCUGCAUCUACGUCGAAAUGGCUGAUCAGCUUACAGAAGAGCAGAUUGCUGAGUUCAAGGAGGCAUUUUCGCUCUUUGACAAGGAUGGAGAUGGCACCAUCACCACCAAAGAGCUGGGAACUGUCAUGCGCUCUCUGGGCCAGAACCCCACAGAGGCAGAGCUGCAGGACAUGAUCAAUGAAGUGGAUGCUGAUGGAAAUGGAACGAUAGACUUCCCAGAGUUUCUGACCAUGAUGGCCAGGAAGAUGAAGGACACAGACAGUGAGGAGGAGAUCAGAGAAGCAUUCCGUGUCUUUGACAAGGAUGGCAAUGGCUACAUCAGUGCUGCUGAGCUACGCCACGUGAUGACAAACCUUGGGGAGAAGCUGACUGAUGAGGAAGUGGACGAGAUGAUCAGAGAAGCAGACAUUGAUGGAGAUGGACAGGUCAACUAUGAAGAGUUCGUACAAAUGAUGACGGCGAAGUGAAGGGCUUGUACAGAUUUCUUAUAUAAAUAAUUUGCCUUUUUUUUCUUUGUGUAAUUUAUCUGUAAAAUCUUAAUAGCCCCCUUCGUCCCUGCCCCUUCUGCUGUCCAAAGGAACUGCAUGUAAACUGCAUAGGCUCUUGUCCCCAUGUCCCUUUCUUUUGCUGUCAUGGUGUUUUGGAGUGACGGAAUGGUCAUACAACCAGAUGCCUGUGGAGGCCCUUGGGAGCCGGGGAACUUUGAAUCUUCCCGUCUUGUGUGCUCAGGGCCACUCCACGCAUGGCGACAUUGGAAACCUGUCAGCUGGUUGUCACUUGGCAACACUGUUGGCAUGGAAACAAUGUAGAGGAGUUUAAACUCUGCAUGGACUAUGGACAAAGUAUAUAUGGAAAUCUCUCAGCAUUGCACUACUGCAAAAAAAUGACACGGGUGUAUCUCCUAGGUACUCGUACAAACUCUUUUUGUAUCUGCUGUUCUAUAUACCAGAAAACAACUAAUCUUACCAUGCUUUUUAAUGUUUUACUCACUACUUUUACUUAUUUUUUAUUUUAAUGACUUCUGGUCAUGCCUCAAAUAAUCCAUUCCAAGUUGUAUAUUUUUGUUUUCCAAUAAAAAUUACAAUCUACCCGGUUUUGAAAAUUGUCUUUUCUCAGUUAUAAUGGAUCCUUGAGUUUGUAUACCCUGUAAUAAUUCCCAUUUUUGUAUUGAGAACAGGAUGCUCCAUUUUUGAUAGGAAUUUUUUUCUUGUUAGAAUACAUUUGAAAUGUUUACCAUUUUUAAAUUUAAAUGUCCCCCUGUUAAUUUCCAAAAGCACUGAGGAGCAUCAGCCAAUGCCUCUUAAUGUUCAGAUAAGCUCAGAUCAAAUCUGUAUUGUCAUAAAUUAAAGCACUGAGUGGGAUCAAAGGCUUCUCUUUGAAGUGCACACAAUGGUUUAGCCUUGUACUGUCCAUUCUGACUACGUAGGCCAUGUGUUGUCUGCUACUGUUGGCACAGCACCAUGUAGAAGCUGACUGCCUCAUGUCUUACUUGGCAUUUGCCCCCGAGGUGCGGGUGAUUGAGCGUGCAUCAGAAACCAUGGUGUAAAUAGAGGUGUACCUGUUUUAUUUUUUGUUAUCUUCUGAUUAUUGAGUUUGUUACAGUAGCUUGCAGAGAUACUAAGUUUGUUAUUUUGAUGAAUGACAAAAUAAAGCUCUAUUGUGGACCUCA
Etheostoma spectabile (orangethroat darter) is the source of this 1899-nucleotide messenger RNA. It is a transcript of the gene calm2a, whose product is annotated as calmodulin 2a (phosphorylase kinase, delta). The record is from RefSeq and is a predicted model, not a curated record. The transcript has 6 exons. Bases 248 to 697 code for a protein of 149 amino acids. Lineage: Eukaryota; Metazoa; Chordata; Actinopteri; Perciformes; Percidae. Gene Ontology annotation, molecular function: calcium ion binding. Gene Ontology annotation, cellular component: myosin II complex.